Molecule: messenger RNA, 615 nt
Organism: Camelina sativa (false flax)
Lineage: Eukaryota; Viridiplantae; Streptophyta; Magnoliopsida; Brassicales; Brassicaceae
Source: RefSeq, a predicted model, not a curated record
AUGGGGAAAAAAUCAAACAAAGAUCUUUUCGUAGAUGGAUUUUUAAAGGUUUUGAAAGAACAACAAGUCGAUGUACGGCUUAAGGCAAGGGGCAGUGAUAAGAAGGCAUCUAUCUAUUCUCAUAAGCUUAUUCUGUCUGCUAGAUCAGAGGUGUUUAAGAAGAUGCUUGAAUCAGACAAAUACAAGGUUUCGUCCAGGGUCAUGACAAUCACUUUCUCAAAGAUGAAACAAGAGGAGUUAGAGGCUUUCGUUGAGUUCAUUUACAGCGACGGAUCCACGCUCUCAGAGAAAGCAAAGCAACACGUUAAGUCACUCUAUCGUGCAGCUGGCAAAUUUGAGAUUCCGCAUCUACGUGACUUAUGCAGAGACGAGCUUGUAACAUCUCUUAACUCUUCGAAUGCUCUUAAAGUUCUUGAGCUCGCCCAAAUCCCUUUUGACAAAGCCCUCAGUGAUGCUGCCUUCACUGUUAUCAAAACCUUUAAAAGUGUGAUUUCUACCUCUUCCGAGUUCAAGGUUUUCGUCGUCAAUCACCCAGAUCUUACCGUCGAGAUAAUGAAGUCUAUCUCGACCAAUGUUCCUUACUGUUCUGUUUGUCGUCGUCGUCGUUGUUAUUAA